Molecule: messenger RNA, 3034 nt
Organism: Carassius carassius (crucian carp)
Lineage: Eukaryota; Metazoa; Chordata; Actinopteri; Cypriniformes; Cyprinidae
Product: transforming growth factor beta receptor type 3-like
Exons: 16
Coding region: 326-2860 (844 amino acids)
Source: RefSeq, a predicted model, not a curated record
ACUGGCCCCUCCCACUGACAUACACACAGACAACACAGAAAGCGGGAGAGGCAUUUAAAACUUUUUGAGAUCUGUCACAGGCUUUGUCAUCCCGACAACCUUGGCGUUUGUCGCACGAUUAAUUACCACACUGACAGAAGACUUUGCUCUGGUCCUUUAUUUUAUCAGCCGUAGGAAACGUUACACCGUGAACUUCCUAAGAAAGUUCUCUUCAGCACUACCGAGGUUUCGCUGUUCUACAGAGCUAGACGUGACCGUUCAAGAAGACACCCUGCUGCUACUUUUUCUGCCACGUCUGACUUCAGGAAAGCGUUCUGUUCCAGCCAUGUGGCUCAUGACACACAUACGCCCCUCCACCAUCCUGUUUUUGACCCUCAGCAGCUUGGCCUCUGCAGGCCCAUUGUCUCGGAGCCCUUGUGAACUUUUGCCAGUUGGGGCGGGUCACCCGGUUCAGGCCAUGUUAAAGAGUUUCACUGCCCUAUCAGGCUGCGCUAGCCGAGGAACCACCAGCCUCCCUCAGGAGGUGCACAUCAUCAACCUACGAAGAGGCAAUGCACAAGGAGACAGAGACAAACCAGCAGAGGUGGCGUUACAUCUGCGGCCCAUCCAGUCCCUGCAUGUGCACCAGAAACCGCUGGUCUUCGUCCUGAACUCCCCUCAGCCUGUCCUCUGGAAGCUCCGGACAGAGAAACUGGCCUCAGGAGUCAAACGCAUCUUCCAUGUUGCAGAAGGAUCUGAAGUGCACUUUGAGGCAGGAAAUUUCUCGGAGUCGUGUGAGGUGAAGGUGGAAAAUCUUCCUCAUGGCAAUGAGCACCUGCUUUCUUGGGCCCAUCAGCGCUAUCAUGCAGUUACCUCUUUUAGCGAGCUCAAGAUGGCCCAUGACGUCUACAUCAAAGUUGGAGAGGACCCCGUCUUCUCCGAGACCUGUAAGAUCGAUAACAAGUUCCUGUCUCUAAACUACCUGGCAAGCUACAUCCAGCCCCAGCCAUCCACAGGGUGUGUUCUCUCAGGUCCUGAUCAUGACCAGGAGGUCCACAUCAUUGAGCUCCAGGCACCAAACUCCAGCAGUGCAUUCCAGGUGGAUGUGAUUGUGGAUUUAAGGCCGCUGGAUGGUGACGCCCCACUCCAUCGUGACGUUGCGUUGCUUCUGAAAUGUGAGAAGUCAGUGAAUUGGGUAAUCAAAGCCCACAGCGUCAUGGGAAAACUGGACAUUGUGACGUCAGAUACCGUCAGCCUGAGUGAACACACAGAAAGGCUGAUGCAAGUGUCAAAGACGGUGAAACAGAAGCUGCCCGCAGGAUCUCAGGCUCUCAUCCAGUGGGCAGAGGAGAAUGGAUUCAAACCCGUCACUUCCUACACCAACACCCCUGUUGCCAACCACUUCAAACUGCGCAUCAGAGAACAAGAUCUAGGGAUCAUGGAUGAGGGAAUGUUCCCACCAGAGCUGUCCAUUCUCCUCAAUACCAGCCCACUUUCUAAGCCCAGCGCCCGGGAUUCCCUUGCACAGAACAGGUUCCCGUUUCCCUUCCUGCCAUCCAUGGACCAGGGCCUGUCAUUCCCACCUCUGACACGGGGUCUGGAGGAGCACAGUCAUCAGGCUGGGGGUCCCGAGGAGCAGCAGGGGGCUUCGAAUGUAGGAUUCAGUGUGCAGUGUGAGAAGAACAAAAUGGUGGUCAGCAUUGACAAGGAAACUCUACAGGCCAAUGGGUUUGGAAAACCCAACAUCACUCUUCAGGAUUCCCAAUGCAAAGCAACCUCCAACAACACUCACUAUAUACUGGAGACGCCCCUGUCUGGCUGCCAAACCACCAAAAUUCCCUCCCACUCCAGCCCAGUGGUCCUUUAUAUCAAUUCAAUUGUUAUUAGCCAAUCAGAACAGAAGGAUGGAAGCGGCUUGCCCUCUGAAUAUGAAGAUAUGGAGACAGGAGAUGUUGUAAUACCAGGAGAUCCGGAUCUGACAGAAAGAAUUGCAACUGAAAACGGACAUCGUGCGAAUAUCUUGUUUAACUGCACAUACCGUAAAAACCAGGACACCCCAGUUGGCAGUGUUGAUUCCACUGUAGUUUCUGUAGACAAUGUUACCUUCAACAUGGAACUGUAUAACAAUCCAUUUCACUACCCAAGCACUCAGUCCUUCCUCACCGUCACUGAGAACCGGUCCAUCUAUGUCGAGAUAUCAGCCACAAAAACUGAUCCUAACCUUGAGUUCAUGAUCCAGUCCUGCUUUAUAUCUCCAGACUCCAGUCCUCAUACACUGUCGGACUAUGUUGUCAUAGAGAACAUAUGUCCUAAGGACGACUCUGUGCGCUAUUACCCUCAGCGAGCCGAGUUCCCCAUCCCUCAUGCUCAGAUGGACAGAAAACGCUUCAGUUUCACCUUCAGAUCAAAGUUCGAUGUAUCAUUGAUCUUCCUGCACUGUGAGAUGUCCCUCUGCACCAGAAGAAAUGACAAGGAGGUGAACCUGCCAAAGUGUAUGCUACCAGAUGAAGCCUGCACUUCCCUUAGUGUGGAAAACAUCCUCCUCAUGAUGAUGAGCACAAUGAAGACCAUCACUAAGCCAAUUGUGGUCGUCUCUGACAAUGUGCCUGUCACUGUUAAUGUACCUGUGGAACCACCUGGUCCACCACUUCCAGGCAUUAUAUAUUUCCUGGACACCCCAACUGUGGUGGGCAUCGCUUUUGGUGCCUUUGUGAUUGGAGCCCUUCUGACUGGAGCUCUAUGGUUCAUCUACUCGCAUACAGGUGGCACAGCAACAAAGCAGCAGGUGCCAAAGUCCCAGCCGGUGUCUGAGAACAGCAGCGCGGCUCACAGCAUCGGCAGCACACAGAGCACACCGUGUUCAAGCAGCAGUAAUGCAUAGAGCAGCUGGGCUGAUGAUGCUUCCAUUGGCAUUGUAUGGAAGAGUCUGUGUUUCGUAGCAUAACCUUAGGCCUUAUUAUUUUCAUUAUUUGGAGCUGUUUAGGCUCAGUAUCCAAACAGAUGAAAAAAGCUACAUUUAGAGGUGAGGGAAAUAACCAAAUAAUGAAGAUCCAAG